This is a messenger RNA of Xyrichtys novacula (pearly razorfish), 13531 nucleotides long. NCBI's taxonomy places the organism in Eukaryota, Metazoa, Chordata, Actinopteri, Labriformes, Labridae. The record is from the annotation of a GenBank genome assembly.
GAAAGGUCUGACCGGAUGUAUAGGUAAUCUAUGUUGAGCUUGAUAGCGAUGCUCUCAGCCUCUCCUGAAUGAAUGACAUCAUGCGUGCUCGUGUCUGUCUUCAUCUGCGACAUGACACCGUGGGCCAGUAACGGUCACAAGGUUGUUUAAAAAUCCGCCGUUACACCACACGCGGUAAGAACAGCGCGUGAACGGUUUCCUGUUGAAUGAUGAUUCAGCGUUUGUUUGUGUUCGCGAGCUAACGUUAGCCUGUGUGGUGUACAGAACAGAGCACCAGGUACAGCUAACCCAACAGCUGCUCAGUAAUGCUGAGGCUUUAGGGGGAAUUACUGAACUGAUACACAGGUUAUUAAAUGGUCAGUGGAGGGAAUAAAUAAAUAAAUAAUGCGCAGAAUUUUCUUUGUGACAGGAUAGGAAAGAGUUAGCUGCUCAGGUUAUCCAGUUUGUCUCCUUGGCUUUAAUAUUUGUUGCUUCUUUUUUUCUAAAUAUCAGCACCAAUCUGUUUUUAGCAGAGUACUUCGUAACGAUGUGUCCUCUACAGUAACUGAAUCUUUUAUUUUAUUGGGAGCAGCAUAGAUAGCCUAAAUGUUUAGAUUGAUAGUUAAUAUCUUUAUUCAAUAAAUGCUGGUAAAUGAUUUUGCUGUUUGAGCACAGUCUGUGUCGUUUUAAUUGAAAAUUAAUGAGGCUAAAUCAGAAAUCCAAAUUGUGGUUGGUGUUAUUUUACCAAGUACAAUUUACUAGGGCUGAGAAAUAAGGCCAAAAAUGUCAUCACAAUGGGAUUUUCAAGUCUGCGAAUUAACCACAGAAUUAUGGUAUCCUCUUAGUAGUGGGGUUGAGGGAUAAAUAUUCAUGAAAUACAUGGAAACAUGGAAUUGCCUGAAAGGGUAUGUAUCCUUCAGUGUCUAUUUGUAAUCUUUUCACAUUUCUACAGAAUACAUUUUAUCGAAUAUGUUUUAAACAGAACUUCAAAACCGUUAGAGUCCUGAACAGUGUUGAUGGCAACGAGCUACAGGUUCGUAUUUACUGUGAGAUAUCACUCUACUUAUGAAAUACAGAUGCUACUUGUAAACAGAUUUGUGGGUUUCAGAGCAAGUGCACUUUAAUUUAACAACAACAGACGAUGGCUGUUAAUUAAAUGACAAGAAAAAUGAUGCAUAAAUGGUCUGCAAAAAUACUUUCUAUGAUUAUACUCAGGUGGCCUGCUCAUUUAUCCUGAAUGUUUUGGAAACACAGGGCUAAUUAGCGCUUUACUGAGGCCUGAAGGUCUUCUCAUCAGAUUUAAAUGAAUUUUUGAAAGAUUGUUUCUGUUUUCUAGGAGGAGAGUGAUGCAGCAGAAGUUGUGUUCCAGAGGUUCUGGUUCUUUCCUCUUGGAGAGAAAUGGCCAGGCCUGUGGCGCUGUCUCCUGUGACCGCCCAUUCCGUUGCCCCCGCUGUGGUGAGCAGGAGCGUUUUGGCAGCUUAGCCUCCCUCCGCACUCAUCUCGAAUACCGCCACUCCUACCGCUCACUGGAUGUGACCACUGGAGGGUUUAGCAUCACUGGCAAACUCCCUGACCCGCUCACUGCCGCGAUACCCUGGUACGACAUGAGCCUCCCGACCCGCAGGGGGCAGCAGAGCAUGGGGCGGCCACCUCAUGCCAGGUCCCUUAGUGACAGCAGAGACAGUGGAUACCUCCAGUCUUAUGGCUCUGUGAGGAGACGCACACAGAGUGUUGGAGUAGGGACACAGGCAGAUGAAGAGGAUGAAGAUGAAGAGGAAGAGGAAGUAGGGACAGAGGAUGAAGAUGUCGGGGAAGAGGAAGAUGAGAAUAAUGAAGGUGAAAUUAGAGAUGGUAGUAAAAAUGAGGAGGAUACCAGAAUGUCUGAGAAAAAGACAGAGGCAGGCCACCUCCGCUUGAACCACCAUCACUUCCCAUUCCCUCCUCCUGCUCCUCUGGGCCCCCCUACAGACCUGGACCUGGACCUACUAGGUGUGUUAACUCUUUCAUAAUUUUUGGGAUUUAAAAAUUUCAUGGCUUUCUGUGUGCAUGCUGUUGUGUUGUGCUUUUUUGUCUUAUUUGAGUGCUGCUUACGAAAGUGAAGUCAAGUUACCUAAACAAAUACCUUUGAUAAGUCUUGAUAUAGGAUCUUAAAACACAAAGAAAAUCAUCAGGAGAGAUAAGACAAAAGAACAAUUUUACUUUUCAGCUGCUGUAACCCCUGUCUCCCUUACUGUAUCCCCCAGAGCAGAACUCCUACUCCGGUUUGGAGACAGCAGCAGCCUCGGCCGCAGUUCGAAGGAGACUAGCCAGCAUCCUGCGGGCGGCUGACAGCACCAUGCAGCGCCGCUUGGCCAAGGUGAGCACGGAGCUCGCUCAGACUGACACCGAGCUCUUGUGUGAACGCGCUCACUCGCAGCACCUGGCCCAGGAGAGGCAGGAAGUGGCUGACAGGGAGAGGUCACUCAGCCGGCAGGUGGAUGUGGCUGUCAUGGUGAUUGCCGCGUUGAGGGAGCAACUUAAUGCUUCAGAAAAUGAACUAGAACGUCGAGAGAGGUAAAUGGCGUAAGAUUUGACUGAUUUGACUGAUUUCACUUUUUGAUGCUUUUUCAUUGUGUCAGAAAUGUUUUUAUCACAUUGUGUAAAGGAGACUUAGAACAGGGGAUGGAGACAGCACUCAUCAAGAGGAUUCAAGAAAGAGAGAGAGGUGUAUUUCCAACAAUUCUCAGUAGUUGGUUUAGGUAGAACCAGAGGCUGGCUAACAGGGAGGUAAGCAGUCAGGCAGGUUUGGGCUUACAAGAGCUCAGAGACAAAAAUAACAUGAUGCAUAAACAAAGCUACAAAACAAAGAGGAGACUUCAACAACUGGCAAUUGAACAUAAGAUUUUGUUUGGUGUAGAUUUAGGCAGGCUAGUGAGUGAAGUGAAGACCAGGAGGCUGAAGAGCUGGCAAAACAAGUGUAGCCAGGUGAGCAGAUGGUUGGGGUUGAAUGGAGAAAAUGGGGGGAAAGUCCAAGGACCUCAGGGGGAUUGAUGGGAAUCGAAAUCCGUCCAGAGAGAGAACAGAAGGAUGGGCAAAUACUGAUAUUUACAGACUGGUUGCUUUAACAGUUGCAUCUAAUGUGUCCCCUAAAACUGUGAUACAAGGGGGAUUGAGUACAAGCCCAAUUCCAAAAAGUUAGUAAAGUUAGUUCCAAAAAGUCAUGUAAUAUGUUGAUAGAAACAGAGUGUGAUGGUUUGAAAAUCAUACAUUUAAUUUCCUGUAGUGUAAAUACAACAUAUCAAAUGUUGAAAUGACAAAAACUGUAUUUCUUCAUGAGAAAUACAUGCUCAUUUGAUUUGAUGCCAGUAAUACAUUUGAAAAAGAGUUUGGACGGGGUAUGUUUACGUUUUUUGUGUAGUCACCUUUUCUUUUAGCAACACCAUGUUAACAUCAAGGAACCAGUUUCUGUAAUUCUUAAAGUUAAAUGUUUCCCAUUCUUGACUUUUGGACUUGGGUAAUUUGCCGACUGUUUUCAGUCGGUGAUAACUAUGGAGUGCAGGCAAACCAGUUUAGCAUGUGGACUCUAGAGACUGUGGACUGUAGAGCCAUGAUAUUGUAAAACAGGUAGAAUAUGGUUCUGCAUUGUCUUGCUGAAAUAUUAAGGUCUUGCCUGAAAAAAAGCAUUUGUCUGGAUUAAGCAUGUUGCACCAAAAACUGUAUACUGUAUUAUUCAGCAUUAAUUAAGCCUUCUCAGACAUGCAAGGUACCCAUACUAUGGGCACUUUUUGCUUUUUGUGCUGCCAAUUUGGCGCUUUGCCCUUCUUCUCAAUAGAGCUGCAGGAUUCAAUGACCCUGAUUUCCAAAAAGAAGGUCAAUUUUGGAUUCUCAAAGACACAGGACAGUUUCCACUGAACCUAAGUCUCUCUUUAAUGGACUGAGAUACAGUGAAAGUUACCUACAAUUUGACCUGUAUUUGUGGAUGCAGCGACAAAUUGUGUCCACAGACAGUGAUCUUAAGACAUGAUUUUGGACCCAUUCCCUGAUUUCCACUAUAGAGUCAUGUCUGUUUUAGUACAGUGCCACCUGAGGGCCUGAUUCCACUGAGCAUUUUUUGGUCUAGAAGAGGUCUAAUAGAUGUCUAAAUGUAGCCUAGAUGACUGGUCUAAUGUCAGGCUACCACAGGUCUAAAAAUGAAAGUGUUUUUAGAUGUCUAAAUUUAGACCAUAUCUAUAUUGGACUAUAUCUAUACUACACUUUAUAUUGCUCAACGGCUAUCAUAAUUAUUUUGGUUAAGUACUUGAAGAUCAGUUAUGCAACUCACAGUUGCUUUUUUAAAUAAAUAGUUAUCAAAUAAGGGGUAAAAGUGCAAUGUUUAAAUUCCAUCAAAAAAUAUACAGAAUCUAAACGGUUGAAAUUAGGUCUAAAAAAAAAACUAGAGGUCUUAUAGCCGUCUAUUGUUCAGUGGGAUAAUCACAAUCAUUAAGUUUUUAUUUUUUGCUUGACUUCAUGUUUUUCUCCUGCUUCACUGCUUCGCUUGCUUGAUUCACUGAAGUUUAUGGCUAUAACAUUUAUUGAAGUGCUGCACUUGUAAAUCAUUUUUGUGCUCCAGGGAGGUGAUUACCAUCCAGAAGUUUCUAGAAGCGGCAGCUCGUCAAGAAACCUGCGGGAAAGUUAGAAUCCAGCAGUUUAUUGAGAACCUGUUGAGACGCAUCGCUCUGGCUGAGAGGCUGGUUGAGUAUUACCAGGUCAAUGGCAGCCCACAACAGUGCAACCACUACAAGGUACAAAAACAUACACACUCAUGAGUUACUCAAUUAUUUACAUGAGUGAAAUGUGCACAACUGUGUUAUAUUUAUCAGUCUCUCUGAAUGGGAGAUAUGAAAGUUCUACUGCACUUCAGCACCCAGAGUGUUUGAGCCCUGUUAAAUGCAACUUACUCUGACCUUUGACCUUUGCUGUGUUCUCAUUAGUACCAGCAACCAACUGAUAAUGGACCUCAAAGAAUCACAAAGAGCAGGUGAGUCCUCACUGAUCUGCAAAGUGUAAUAUAAUUACAAAUCAGAGUCCUGCGAGACAAUUUAUGCAGAAAGCAGCGGUCUUAAAUGUUGAACUAGAAAGUGCGACAUAGUUUGACGGUGUAAUAAAAUAAUUUCACUGACGAUAGACAGACAAACAACCUUCCAGAUAUCUGGUUUUGUGAUGUCCGCCCUGAUUGUAAUGAAUUUUUGGAGACUACCACUGUGAAAAACUAACUUUGAAAUAAUGACUCAAUGAUUGAAAUAAAAGUAAUCUGCAGUUAAACUCUGUUAACAUAAAAUGCAUCAGGAUUUCACUUUAAUUUAAUUGGUAAGCUGAAUCUUAAUAUUCUGUCAUAUUUGAUUCUUUUGCUUAAGACAUCUUAUUUUGUUUUCUUAUUUCACAAACGUAAUAUGAGAAAAAUUAAAUAAAAGGUUCAUUUUCAUCAUUAUGUUUAUAUAUUGUCACUAAACAAUAUAUAAACUGACCAAGGAUGUCAGUGCUGAAAACAAGCAAUUUCAGUAGACAGACUUUGAUUGGGCACAUUUCCACACAGGCAACAUUGCAGUUUGUAAUAAUUAAGACCCUGAUAUGUCUGAUGAACAGUCCUUGGUUUUGAAUAUAUACAUAUUUUUGUACCUCUCUGACCAAACUGUAUCAAGGUUUGAUACUCGGCAGUAAUCCUUUUAAGAGGGCAGGUAAACUGCUGUGUCAGUCUGCUGUUCCUCUGAUUUAAGCCAAAGGAUGACAGAGUGACUGCUAAAUAUUUGAAGAGGGUGCUUUUGUCGUCUGGUGGAUUACCACCACCCUGCUGCCAUUGUGUGUAAUUCAUUGUGAAACAUGAAACUACUACUACUUAGUCACUGGAGUAGGAUUACCUGCUUGUCUGUAUGCUCUUAAAAGCAAUGUGAGCUUGUGUUUGAUGCCUGUGCAUCACUAGUGACAAUUUUAGUUGAGGUAAAACUUUGAUAAGUUGUUUGAAACAAAGAGUUUUGAGUAACAUCGGUGCACACAACUCAAAUUUCGACUCAUUUUGGUGAUAAUUCAGUUUCAUUGUCUCAAUCAAACAUUUUGAUAUUUAGAAUAGCAAAAUAGCUUAGUGUAGUGUUCCCAUGGAAACAGAGGUCGUCAAUAAAUGGUGAUUGUCCUGUCAAAAACUAUUUCUAGAGUUUGGUCAAAAGUUGGCUUUUACUUUUUGUUGAGCUCAGAUCUAACAGAAUCAGGUGACAGCUGAAGAAAUAUAGUGUUGGGGUGUUGUGUAGUCUUACUUGCCUGAGGUGUUUAAAGACAAGGAGGUUCCCCUUUUAAAGCUUGUCACCGACUUUAAUCAAAAGAAUUAUUACCUAAAUCUGGUUUGGUUCACAUUCACUGAAUCCUGUUUCACUCUGUGUACCACUGUUCAUGUUUAUGUUACAUUUCCAGGUCGGCAGGAGGUCAGCUGUCCUCCUCUGGUCUCCAUGACAACAGGACCCACUCCUCCUCCCAGUUUGGUGGUCGCCCUCAGUUCUCUAAACCCUGCGGCGAACGAGACCGGGAGCGGGAACACCGGGAGCGACUCGCCCAGUCAUCCAGGCUGUUCUGCCGACCCGAACACAGAGACGAUAUCUGGAACCACCAGCGGCGUCGCUCUGCAGGGUAUGAGGCGUAGAAGUGUAGAGAAACACCAGAGGAGAGGGGGUGUCAUGGGGAUUCAACAAGUACUUCCAUUUCAGUGUGCUAACCUGUGGAAAAGUACUAACAGGCCACAUUCACUCCAAGCUUCUCUGAGGCAUUUCUUCAAAUAUCUAUUGGAAAAAUCUUUGGAGAUUGAUAAAUAAACCAAUUUUCUUUGAUGCAUAAAAAACAUUAUUGUUCCAAAAAAAUCCAUCAUACAGCAUAAUAAGAAAAAAUAAGCAAUUCUGGAGUCACAGCAACUUUUCUAAAAUGGCUCUUUACAUAGUUUUGAAGAACAUCACUUUGGCAGGGAGAGAAAAUCAAAUAACUGUUUUUAUACAAAAAAAGAAGAUGCUUUGUACUACAACAUUAAGAACAUAAUUUUAGUCAUUUCUUGCAUUGUACAGCAUUGGGACUUUAAAAUUAAACAAAUCAAACAAGAAAACUCUUAGAAUCAGCCGAUUAUAAACCUUACUAUACAGUGAGAACACAAUAUCUGCCUACCGCUUAGCUCUAAUAAUGACCACAUAUAACAAACGUUUUUUUUUUUUGUUUUCUUUUUUUAUUGCAUCAGGGCUUAGGACAAUAUAACGUAUGUUAACAUAUAUAACAUACAACAGUUAUUAUCACAGAGUAACAGGGUUAAACAAAGUGCAAUAAUAAAGAAUAUGAUAGUGAAUUGUAAAGAUUCUUCAUUGCCAGCACUCUUAAGCAGUUCUUUUGUACUUUUCCGCUGAUAAUUAUACUGAAUUAGAUCGUUAUAAAGUGUUGCAUUUAAGGUAUGGGUGGGUAAGCUGUCAGUAUCCAAACUUUAUCAUCUCUCAGCACAAAUUAUAACAUUUAUUACAAUGUUGUGUCUCAGUAUUGAGGGAUAAUUAAGUUCAGAUUCCUCUACGCUGUACUUUUGGGGAACUUCAAGUAUGUAUGUGUUUUUGUAUCUAUCAUCUUAUUCAGUAUUCAUAUCAUGUUGAGGUUUUAUCAUGAAAAAAAGUAGUUGUAAUGAAAUGAGCAGAUCCCAGUGACAUGUCCUCUCCUCUGGUUGAACUUUUACAUGCUGGUCUGGUUCCCCAAAAACCCCUCAAGCAGUCCAGUCAUCCUGUUUCUGUCUGUGCUUUGAAGACCAAGUUUUGAUGUUUAUCACAGUUCCUCGUUAAUUUGGUCAUUAUCAACAGCUCAGCAAAUGUAACCAAUCUUUGUUUUUAUAGUUUAAAGCAAGGACAUGGAUCUGUAGGCUGGAGGCUGAAGGGUGUUCCUAUUCCUGCUGGAGCAAACAUGACCAAGAAGCUGGUUUAAAAGCCAGUUUGGUUUAGUUUUGAAUGGGUGUCAUUUUUAUGAAAACUUAUUUACAACUUACACACCAGGUCAUGUCAUCAUAACUUGACAAACUUUCCUGUUUCUGUAUCUAGACUGUUGUUAAUUUCUAAUGUUUGGAGGAAGCGUUUUUCUGAUGAAGAUGCAGCACCAUUGGAGCUCUGAUUUGGUUUGAGGCACAGACAGAAGUUUGAUGACGUCAGGCCUGGGUCAAAUAAACUGUGUGCAUGUUAAUCUUGGUCUUUGUUUGCAGACAACAGUAGGACUUAUAUAGUUGAGUGUUCAAAGAGAAAACAAAAGAGGUAUGGUUAAUUAAAUAUACUUAUAUAUUUUUAAUUCAUCUCUGGCUGGAGUUGUUCUUUACAGUCAGAUGUCAACAAUCUUCUACCAGAGCAGGGGACUGGAGAGUAAAGCCACAUUUGCUAUGAUGACUAUUUCUUGUUGAAUAUCCCUCGCUUUUUAUAUAUAUAUAUAUAUGAGUUUUUCUUCAUUCUGGCAUAGAACAAAGACUGGAUGCUCAAAGAAACUACUUGGUUUGAACCAUCAGUGAAAACAACUCCAAAGAUGUCUGGACUGAAGUACCACCAAACUCAAUCUUUUUCAUUUUAAUUAAGUUUAGCUGUAAAAAAACAAAAGCGAAUGAUUGGACUUGUUAGUUUACAUUUCUAAUGUUUAUUAUCAUUUAUAGAUCCCAUGUGCAAACCCACAUCAUCAACUGAUCUGGUCUGUUUGAAAAAUAACCGUUUCAUUAUGGCUUUUUGCUAAAUUUCUUGCAAAGGAAUAUGAUCUCUAAUUAGUCCCUAAUUUCUCCGGUUUGAUAAAAUCUACAUAUUUUAAAAAUCUUUUAGGUUUUGUUUUUAUUUGUUAGUAUUUCUGGCUUUUGUCUGCAUUUGGCUAAACUACAGCAACAUGGUGUAAGAAGUUUAGCUUCAUCAAAUUUAUACUCAUAUUUUGUACAUAUUCACUAUGAUUUCAUCAGCGAUGAUGAUAAUUAUUUUUAGUAUCAUCUGUAUUGUUUUAUGUUGCCUAUAGUCAGUCAAAGUCAAGUCUAUCUUUAAAGCAACUACACUCAAGCCAGGUAAAGAAAAUUAACCUACUUUCCCUCUAAUAGUGUCCAUUCUAUAGCUUCACUCUUCACUGUGCAUAUUUUAAAAUACAGCUUUACAUCUAUGACAUGUUGCCGAGAACUUUGGUCUCUGAGAAGAACUGAUUGGCUUGGAGAGAGAGUAAGGAAGUCAAGAGACAGACAGAUGACGAUGACAGAGGAAAGUAUCUUUUCAUUCCAAGUGUUCUUUCUGUCAGCUAUGACCGACUGAGAUUUAUACAAAUCAUUUUUAUGACCUGCUGAACCAAAUAAGAUCAUCAGUGAGAGGAUUGAUCAUGUCUUUUGAGUAUCUAUAAUUUCCAUGGACAGGAUUUGUGAUGAGGGAUACAUUUGACUGUUAAAAUAAGGCAGCAUGACAUUUUUGGACAAGGACAAGGUUGGCAGAGAAUGUUUUGUCCACAUGGGGGCGCCAAAGUUUACACAAACUGAAAGUUCCUGACAAGUGUUUCAAGCCAGAGAGAAGGCUCUGUGUUGAUUGUCUUUGCACCAAAACACAAAAACAAAUUCCCGGUGUGUGCAAACCCUCUCUGCGUCUAAGCUGAUUCUGAUUCUUAACCUGAUUUGGGUGGAAAACUUAAAAGCACAGUAUGGCAGUUCAAAUUGUUUGGAGUUGUUUGGAUGAGCUUUUUCUUCACUCUUAAUGGAGCUCUGCAGUUUCUUCCUGCUUCCAGUCUUUUAACUCUUUUACAGAAAACUUUAACCUUAAAGCUUGUUAACUUCACACUUUCAUAAAAUGUGCUUUACAACUGAAUUUACUCUCCGCUUCAUCCUCUAAUAGGAAUGAGCUGUGUGCAUGUAAGUCGGGUUUGGCCCAGGUCUGUCGGACCCCACUCAUAUAACGAAUGUACACUGAGUUAAUGUAUAACUCACUCUGAAGAGAUGCUGUGUUCAAAGGCCUGGCAUUUGUCCCGGCUUGAACUGGCACUCAUUCACACAGAAACGGGUGGAGAUUCUCCGAUCACUACUGAAUGACGUCGCAUCAGCGCUCUCAUCCAAAGUGACUUACAGUGCCGUGAAUGCAAACAGUUCACUUGCAGUAUACUAAACAGCUUAUGACGGCUUGUUUAACCGAGUCAUUCCUUCCUCUGCGUCAUCAUGUAUGAUCUGUUUACACGUCAUUUUUGCACUCAUCCAAUGAUAAGAAUGUAAAUGUAAAAGACAGUGUUUGGUGUAAAAUGUAUCUUUGCUGUCGUUGGUUUAGGUUUUGUCGACAGUGUUAAUAGAUAUUUUGUAUACAAAGCUAAUAUGUGUCGUCAAGUGGAAGUAGUAGAUUUACAGUACUUAAACUUGGCAGAGCACUAAUCGGGGUCAAACACAAAACAGAUCUUUUUAUUGUUUUGAACAGGGUGUCUGCAGGUCCUGAAAAGUUCCUCAAAAUCCUCAACAAAGUCAUGAAAAUUCUUCAGGAUCUGUCUCAGAAAUGGACAACUCACGUUUAAUUUUCCUAAAACUACAUCAUGGUGUACUGCCUCUCUUCUUAUUGGUCACCAUGAUGGUUUUCUUAUUUAUUUCAAUUCUCAAUUGGUGUCAGUAAGAUAAAAAGCAUGUGUUGAAACUUUGUGAUUAGAACCUGCACACACCCUUUUCAAAGACCUGACCAGCAGUUUUGUCAAUCAUUAUUUGGUCCAAGAAAGUUGCCAAUUUAUGAAGCCAAAUAAUGUAUUUUCUGUCAUCUGUAUGACUGAAAUGUAUACAGUAGUUUCAGCGACACCUGAUGCCACUCUAUAUGGACUAUAUCUUCUGCUUCACAGUCUUAAAAGCAUUAACCAACGUUACUUUUACUGGUGUUAAGAGCCCUGAAUUACUGGAGGUAAACUUGAGUUUUUGUCAAGUUUGCUCUUCACUGCUUCUUACCACACAAAAACCUGAUCCUGAUGAAUUUGGAGCUGGUUGAUUUGAGCACUUUGUGAAUUUUAGCGCUGAUAAUAAGAGCCCAGGAGUUACUGUCGCUGUCGAUCAAAAACCCCAUUUCUCUUUGUUUUACGGUGAAUAAAAACGAAGCGCAAUCUUGCACUGAAAUGUGUACAGAGUGAACAUAAAAUAAGAGUUACAUUUAAGAGGUGAAUAUGUCCCUAUAAGCAUGGUGGUGUUGCUAAAUCUCUUAUCUGAUCAUAUCUAAAUCCCCCCCUGACAACUCAACAAAAAGAGGUCUUAGUCCAGUGUCUGUGAAUCCACUAAAUAUUGAAAUGGUGGUUUUUGUGAUCUGAAGGAAAAUCAGAAAAUCCCAAACCCACACAUAUAUCUUAUUUAUUUAUUUUAUCUGCCAGUGAGAAAAUACAUGACUGUGCAGCACCACACGCUGUAAAAACUAAUGCAUCUGUCUUUUUGCCUAAUUUCCAUCACUCUACUGGCUAAGAUAACCACAAAUAUUAGAUUGUAAUGUGCAUCAUAAUGCCGAUGAAUAACUCUAGUUUAAAAAGUCUGCUUUUUUUCUCAUUUAUCAGCAUUAUUAAGUUGUUUGAUUCAGUCAAACAUCCAUCUCUAAUUGUGAUCAAAUUACUGAUUCAUCCACAUCCCUGGGUUUGUAACUGAAACUUCCAUAGAGAUAAGAAGGCAACAUAGUUUUAUUUUUAUGCAUUUUUUUCUGUUUGGCCUUUAGGUUGCUUUGUCUCCUACAUAGUAAAACUAUGCUUUUAUUUUGAAGUAUAAGCUACUUCCAUUAAAAAAAAAAAGUUAAAAGAACAGUUACCAAUUAUAAACGUUAAAUUAAUAAGUAAUCCGCAGGGGCACUAGCUCUAACCUUGCAUUUGAAUUAAUGAAAACUUGUUAUCAAACAUGUCUCAUCAUCUCUAACUGCUGCUGCUGCUUCCGUCCUCUGUUUUAUUAUGUGUGGUAACAGCAUAGAGGGCCUAAGCUAUGAACUCACAGUAUAACUGUUAGCUGAUUUCAAGCACAAUAACAUUACUUAAUAUUUUUGAUAAAGAUGGUUAUCAUCAAAACUGAUAUAUUACAACUGUCCUGAUCUCAGUUAAUGGCUGAUUAUUGCUUUUGUCAUUGGCUGAGUACAAACUACUGUCCCAUAUAUUUUGUAGGUUAAUCUUAGUUCAUUUGAAUAAAUUCAGAUAAUUGGCAUCAAAUCGUAAACCACCUGUUGCAGAAAACCAGGGAUCGCCUCCACAUUCACUUUAAUGAGCCGGUAUUUAGGAUUAAGGAAAGUUUUUAGGUAGAAACUGGAAGAUAAUCAAUCGUGAGUAUGUUUUCAUUCAUAAAUGCUGAGUCUCUACAGUUACCUGACAGAGGAGGGAAGUACAAACCUAGAAGGUGUUCACUGGUUGACCACUAGAUGUCCCUAACAUCUUCAUUUUUAAAAUGUGUGAAGCUCUUUUGAGGAGAUUUUAAAAGCUAAUUAUGAAACUAACAACCUUCUCGCUAAUGGGCUCAUUUUUUUCUUGUAGGUCAGGAACAACCAUCAGUAUUAAUAUCUGUUUAUUUCUGUAGUUAUUUGUGUUGCUUGUACCUUUCCCUCAAGCUCACUGCGGGGGACACCUUUGUCUGUUAAAUAAUGAAAGGAUUUGAAGAGAGCAUUCACACAAAGGAAGGACAAAAUCAGACAAGAGUCAAACACUUUUUGGUUCACAGGAGACCCCCUUCUUUUUUUAUUCUACCAAUAUAUAUGAUAUAUAUAUAUGACCAAAUAUAUGACCAAAAAAACCUCCAUGAGACAGGAGUUGUGGGGUUUUUGGUUGAACAGUGGCAUAAUUCUUCUUAACUGUGGGGGGACUCUGUGCAGUUUCUCUCCUGUCCUGCAUCCUGUUGUGUUUUUUCAGCUCUCAGUCAUUGGAAAGACGGUGGAAGAUGCAUGAGAAAGCCCUACUACUACUACUACUACAUAUGUAGCUAUUGUGUUACUGUGACAGCAUGCUUCAUAUGUAGCAAAAAAAAGUACUUAUAAAAUACUGUUAUCUUGUACUACUAUGUGUACUUUUGUAGCAGAGCGAGGUCUAUUUUAGUGGUACAGUCUUUGAAGGAAAGUUGCACUAAACAACCCGGAUCACUUGGCGUGGAGCUGUGGGCCUAAGUAUGAAAGGAGUGUUGUUAACUGGACAAUCAGCAGGUUUGAAAUAAAGUGGAAAAGGAGUUUUUAUCUUUACUGUGUUUUGAAAUGAUUUGGGGGCGAUGUGCAAGAGCUGUGAAUCCUUGAGAGAAUUUGCUUGAGAAGUGGGUGAAAACAUAACCAAACAAGUAAUCCGUUAGUUUGAUUUUACUCGACCUUCCCUGCAGUGAGUGGGUAGAGAAAAUGUUAGUUUUUAUGUUGUGUAAAUCUGUUUCUGCAUCAACUUUGAUAUCCUUGAGUUCAUCAUGUUUGUCUGUAGGGAUUUUUCAUUUGCAGAAGUAAUCUCUAGUUUUGUGCCUUCACUCAAAAACUCUGUAGUCUGUAUAACACUGUGCAAAAUGCAAUACUGUGAAGAACUGAAAUACUUUUUAUGUUCAAACCUGUUGGUCUAUGUGAAAACCAUCCAAGAUUAAAGAUGAAAAAUGACACCAGGA